AUCUAUCAUGACUUUACUAACAUCUACCUUAUUUUUGAGCAGUAAUAAGAUAUGGAGAUUUUAUGGUGCAGUGACAUUUUCCAAGAAAAGCUGUACCUAAGUAAUUUUUUAAAUUACCAAAGCUAUCAGUGAAAAGUGAAGACUAAUGUAUAAGAACAAAUCUAAGUUAGAGACAUUUAGCUGCUUUAAACUGAGCUCCUUUGGAAAGUUAAGGUUUAUUUGUGUAAUUUACCACUCUGACUAACAUGAAAAUACACUAUUGAUUGCACUCUUUGUUUCCCGCUCUUCUAGACUGAGCUGACAGGAAAAGAUGCUUGUGCUUACCUUUGAUUUUUAUUGUGUUACAGGUACUGAAAUGGAACAUAUAUUUUGGAUUUUUUUAAUUUUUUGCCAGAUCUUUUCAGUGGGAGCUCAGUUCAAUGGAUACAACUGUGAUGCCAACUUUCAUAGUCGCUUCCCUGCUGAGCGGGAUAUCAGUGUGUACUGUGGGGUUCAAACUGUCACUCUUAAGGUCAACUUUUGUCCAGUACUUUUCUCUGGCUACACUGAUUCAGACUUGGCUCUAAAUGGUCAUCAUGGAGAUGCACAUUGUCGAGGAUUUAUUAAUAACAACACAUUUCCUACUGUUGUGAUCUUUAGUAUUAGCUUGGCAACAUUGGAGUCAUGUGGAAAUGCCCUGGUGGUGUCCACAGCUCAGGGACCCAAUGCCUAUGGAAAUCUCUCACUGGUGCAAAUUGGAAACAUAUCAGGUUAUAUUGAUACCCCAGAUCCACCUACUAUCAUCAGCUAUCUCCCAGGUUUACUCUACAAAUACAGUUGCAGUUAUCCUCUGGAGUACUUGGUCAACAACACACAGCUGGCCUCGUCAUCAGCUGCGAUCUCAGUGAAAGAAAGCAAUGGUACAUUCAUCAGCACACUGAAUCUGCUGCUUUACAAUGACUCGUCAUACAUUCAGCAGCUGUCCAUUCCUGUAGCAGGACUGACCCUGAAGACACGGGUGUUUGCAGCUGUCAAAGCCACCAACCUGGACAAGAGAUGGAACGUUCUAAUGGACUACUGUUAUACUACACCCUCUGGGAACCCAAAUGAUGAGCUUCGCUAUGACCUUUUCUUUAGCUGUGAUAAGGACCCACAGACCACUGUCCUUGAGAAUGGGAAAAGCCAAAUGGGUCGCUUUGCCUUUGAAGUAUUCCGUUUUGUCAAGCACAAGAAUCAGAAGAUGUCCACUGUGUUUCUGCACUGUGUUACCAAGCUAUGUCGAGCAGAUGACUGUCCUAUGCUCAUGCCAAUCUGUGGCAGCAAGAAAAAGAGAGCUAUUUCAGAAGGGAAACAAUCAAGCAAGUCACCAGGAAAUGCUGUUCUGACUGCGGGGCCCAUCAUCACUCGAAGUGAACAAACACCAAGUAAUAAUUCUCAGCUGGCUCUUCUGAAUGCUCCAGAGUUUCACAUGAACACAGUGACCAGCAUACUCAUCUCAGCAGUGAUCAUUCUGAGUGUUAUAAGCAUUUGCUUCUUCCUCUUCUCCCUAGUGCUCCCAAAAGGCAGGAGUUCUCCUGUCACUACUGUGUCUGGUGUCCGAAACACGGCGUUCAAUUGAACUCUGGAACUCAGCUGAGUGUUGGCAAAUAAGCCAACACUCAGCAAGUGGACACAAAGAGACAAUAUACUUUUUCAUGUAGUUGUUUACAAGAAUAAUACAAAUGUUAAUUUAGAAAACUGUUAUGCUGAAAAUGAGCAUUAAUUUAGAUAUACUGUAUAACUUUGUAUAUAUCAUAAUAUGCCACCUCAGAUUUGCAGAUAAUUUCAUACACUGGAUGACAAUGAUGGACUGUGUGUUCUAUCAAACAUCAAGCUCCUUUAUACGUAUAUAACAAUUGUCUCUCAGUGGGGAAAUUCAGGUGUACCGGCAGCAAAUAGAUUACAUAUUUCUCCAUUGAUGACUUUGCUUGCAAGCACAUUGAUGAGGAACUGAUCAACAUGUGGUCCCCAGCAUGUUU
Poecilia latipinna (sailfin molly) is the source of this 1997-nucleotide messenger RNA. RefSeq names its product zona pellucida-like domain-containing protein 1. Lineage: Eukaryota; Metazoa; Chordata; Actinopteri; Cyprinodontiformes; Poeciliidae. The transcript is spliced from 10 exons. The coding region runs from base 311 to 1597 and encodes 428 amino acids. The record is from RefSeq and is a predicted model, not a curated record.